This is a messenger RNA of Arabidopsis thaliana (thale cress), 1089 nucleotides long. It is a transcript of the gene OSB1, whose product is annotated as Primosome PriB/single-strand DNA-binding protein. Gene Ontology annotation, cellular component: mitochondrion. Gene Ontology annotation, molecular function: single-stranded DNA binding. The coding region runs from base 76 to 861 and encodes 261 amino acids. The record is from RefSeq and is marked reviewed. The transcript is spliced from 4 exons. Lineage: Eukaryota; Viridiplantae; Streptophyta; Magnoliopsida; Brassicales; Brassicaceae. Gene Ontology annotation, biological process: DNA replication.
UGAUCAAAUCAGCAAUUUAGAAACAAAAAUGGCCGCCAACUUAAAAACCCUAAAAAUCUCAAAUUUCCCCAGUAGAUGAACACGUUCUUCAAACUCGGAAGCUUAAUCCAACGCACUGCUUCUCAAAUCUCUUCUUCUUUCCCAAAAUCUCGUUUCUUCUCCGAUGGAGAAAGUGCUGUUUAUCACCAUGCGCGUUUGUUCAAGAAACCACUAUCUACCAAGCUUAAAUUCAAUCUUGUGAACUCCGUGAGUCUUAUGGGUUUCGUUGAUCGAUCUAUUCAAGUCAUGAACACCGGACCUGAUAGGUUCGGUGUUUUCACUAUUCUUAGAGUCAAAGACCCUCUCAAUCCAAACCGGAGCUUUAGGAUAUCACUUAGAAUGUGGGACGCAAUGGCACGGACUUGUAUUGCGCAUCUGAAGCUAAAUGAUCAUAUACUUGUCUCAGGCCGUCUUGAGUCUUACAGCAAGAGCUCCAGCGAUGUAUAUAGUGGCUUAAAUCUCGAUUAUCAGGUUAAAGUGGCAGAAGUGAAUUAUGUGGCGGCUCCACCAAGUCACGUCUUAGAUUCUCAGAUAUCCAAAAACCCAAAAACGAAAACAGAGGAUGAUAUUGAAGAAUCCAAGAAAGAUGAGAUAUACUUGUGGCAAGUCUUCUUUUCGAAUCCAUACGAUUGGUGGGACAACAGGAGAAAUAAGAAGAACCCAAAGCAACCCGACUUUAAGCAUAAAGAUACAGGUGAAGCUCUCUGGCUUUGCUCAGAUUUACCGGACUGGAUUACUAGACGACUUGAAUUGUUCGACCAGAAAAACCGCUUUUACGAUGAAGAAAAAACACGUCGUGACCGUCUUUCUGACUAUAUUUAGGACGAGAUAUUCUUGGGAAAUUACAAGUAUGUUGCAUUCACUUCAUGUUUAUCAUCUAGAGAAUGAGAGUUAACCAUCUUAAAAACCGUUUAUGUAUAGUAAAGGUUAUGAUUUUUGUGAACGUUGUAUUACUAUAUACUAUAUAAUUUUCUUAGUAGGUAUAUAUAAUUGUUUGAAGAAUCCUUAUUGCAGUUAUUCACCCAGCUCGGUGGUCAUUCAUUGGUCAGU